Molecule: messenger RNA, 300 nt
Organism: Linum trigynum
Lineage: Eukaryota; Viridiplantae; Streptophyta; Magnoliopsida; Malpighiales; Linaceae
Source: the annotation of a GenBank genome assembly
AUGCCCUUAUGCUCGGACUCUGUAAUUUGCUUCUUCAGGCGUACACUUGGCUCAUACUCCUCCGUCAUUUUCCCCAAGCUUGCUUAUUUCUCUUCUUCUUCUUGUGCUCUGCAAAAACUCAAUGCUGGUAGGGAAGACGAGUCAACCGCCAAUUCCAGUUACGAAGACUUGCAACAUGGAAUGCGAGGGCACGCCGCGUCAGCCGACCUCCCGCAAGCUCUGUGGACUUGGAAUUCGAUGAGGAGCUUCCCGGCAAACCAACCGUUUCCGAUUUCAAUCCUUUGGUGCACAGUUAUUUAA